Molecule: messenger RNA, 1806 nt
Organism: Dovyalis caffra
Lineage: Eukaryota; Viridiplantae; Streptophyta; Magnoliopsida; Malpighiales; Salicaceae
Source: the annotation of a GenBank genome assembly
AUGAGUGAUGACAAAUCAGGCAGGCAUAUGUUGUUUCCUCGGCCUACAUUCAAUGUCCACGAGGCCAAAUACUUGAAACCGGAAUGUCAAAGUCAGCCAACGGAUCGCACAUUCAAGGCCCAAACUCUAUUCAAUACUAGAACUGGGCUAACAUCGCUCUCGGGAUUAAUUUACAGAGCCGCAGAAUUCAUAACAAGCCCAUACAUAUCUUUUCAAAGCCCAGCUCUAAAACACGAAUGCCCUCAUGCACUUCCCAGCUCAAACUACAGCCCAGGCGAGGUGGCGAAUCGUUUUAAACAUCACGACAGUUCCUCCAUGCAGAACAAACCAGCCCUCCAUGCCACACAACCCCACCAGCCUACCACCACCUCUUUCGCUAAAAUCCAGUUUCUCCACACUAUAAAAUGGGCUUCUAGCGCCAACAAAAAACUUACAAUUCUCACUGUAGCAACAAGAGAAAGAGAACCGCAGAGGGAAGCACGGCUGAGGGAAGCACAACAAUGCCAGCUCCGAAGGAUCACUGCGAGCAAGCCUUCUCAUCGUAUUAAGUCCGAAGGGGGUGUGACUGAGAUUUGGGACCCAGAGGAGGACCAAUUUCAGUGUGCUGGGUUCGCUCCCAUGAGGACCACUGUACAAACCAAUUCCCUCUCUUUGCCCAAGUUCUUCCCUGCUCCUCGCUUGGUGUUCAUCGAGCAAGGUAGAGGAGUGAUGGGAAUAAGCUAUCCUGGAUGCCCGGAGACAUUCCACAAAGAGCAACAAUUUUCAAGAGGCCAAGGCCAGAGAGGAAUGUCAGGAGACCAGCACCAGAAAGUUCACAGGAUUCGCCGCGGAGACAUCGUUGCCGUACCAGCAGGAGCAGCCCAUUGGUGCUACAAUGAUGGAAAUGAGGAGCUCAUCGCCGUCUCUGUUCUUGAUCUUAACAACCAGGCUAACCAGCUGGACCAAAACCUUAGGGGAUUCAUGCUGGCAGGCGGCCAACCCAAGCAUGGACAGGAAAGAUACGAGAGACCUUCUCAUAGAUUUGCAGGUCAAUCCGAGAGGAGUACUGAAGACACCUUCCAGAACAUUUUCCGUGGAUUUGACGAAGAACUGUUGGCUGAGGCCUUCAACGUUCCAAGAGAGACUGUAAGGAGAAUGCGUCAAGGUAGUUCCAGAGGACCCAUUGUCAAGUGCCAGGAAGAAAUGAAACUUAUGUCACCAGAUCUAGAGGAGGAAGAAGGAAGUGAAUCUUGCUAUGAUAAGAUGCCUCAACCGAACGGGUUGGAAGAAGCCUUCUGCAACAUGAAAAUCAAGCAGAACAUUGAAGUCCAAAGAGAAGCCGAUUUUUACACUAAACAGGGCGGGAGAAUCAACAUUGCGAACCAGCAAAAGCUUCCUAUCCUUCGAUUCCUUGACAUGAGCGCUGAGAGAGGCCAGCUUAUGCCAAAUGCAAUGUACUCACCACACUGGUCGAUGACAGACAACAGAGUCCUCUAUGCUCUCCGCGGUGAGUUGCAUGCACAGAUUGUAGAUGAAAGAGGAAAUACCUUAAUGAACGAGAGGGUUAGGCAAGGUGACAUGUUUGUGAUCCCUCAGUUCUUCGCUGCCAUGUUGAAGGCAGGAAACAAUGGUUUUGAAUGGGUAUCAUUCAAAUCUAGCGGCCAGCCAAUGAAGAGCCCUAUGGUUGGUUCCACAUCCGUGAUGAGGGCCAUGCCCGUUGAUGUCAUGUCCAACGCUUUCCAGAUUUCCCGAAGAGAAGCUGAACAAUUGAAAACGAACAGAGACCCACAAUCCAUGCUGCUUUCUCCUACCAGGACCUCAUUUUGA